UUCAGUUUCCACCGAUGACGUCAGCUUGUCCUCCUGAAACCUACAGGUCGUCUCUUAGCGACGAAAGAUGUGUCAAAUGUCCGUUGCAUAGUGCUGCUCUCUAUGAAGGAUCUAUCGAAUGUAGUUGUGACGAUGGCUAUUAUCGAGCUCCAACAGAGUCAGUUAAUGUCCCUUGUUCUCAACUUUCAUCAGCUCCAAGGAACCUCUCAGUCAGCUUUGUUGACCAAUCAACGGUCAUUCUGACUUGGCAACCACCUUUAUAUUCCGGAGGUCGGAACGACACUACGUUUCGGGUGGUAUGUGAUGAGUGUUCUAAUGCUGUAACGUAUGCGCCUUCUCGUAUGGGUUUCAGAGAAACCAAAGUCACCAUCUCAGGUUUAAAACCUGCAACGACCUACACAUUCCAAAUAUAUGCUGAAAAUGGUGUGUCUAGCUACAAGGAAAGUCAGUUUGUGGAUACGACGGUUACAACAGCAGCUUCAGCUUAUCAUAUCUCCACCGAAGUAUCCCUUGUCAUCAAUAAUGUUAGGGUCAUAGAUGUAAAAAGUACAGCUAUUGUCUUAGUCUGGAAUCCUCUUGAGGCUUCAUCCCCUCCCACAGAGCUGUACGAAAUCCGCUACUUCAAACGUGGAGAGGAAAGCAACUCAUCCAGGGGUUUGACCAAGAUCCCAGAGUUUGCAGUGACUGGGUUAAAUCGUAAGACUGAAUAUGGAUUUCAGGUCAGAGCCAAAACAAGUUAUGGUUGGGGAGAAUACAGUAAGGCUAUCUACAUGAUCACUGAUGAACUUGUGGACAGUACAGCUUAUGUUGAAGAUGAAGAUCAAAUUCAAAUUCGCAUCGUAGCUGGAGUAACAGUUGCAGUGGUUGUCUUAAUGGUUGUUAUUGUAGUGAUGAUCGUCUUAUAUGUCAGAAGAAAUUCUGAUGACUGCAAUAAGAAACAACCAAGUGAUUGUGACACUCUUGACUACCACAAUGGGGAAGGUAAGAAAUUAAUUCCUGGCUUAGAACAUCUCCCAAUCGUUCCUACUGCUGGGAUAACCACUCUCCUGUUCACUCACUGUGGUGGUCAACGGAGUUAUGUUGACCCCCACACCUAUGAAGAUCCUAAUCAAGCAGUCAAAGAGUUUGCAAAGGAGCUUGAUGUUUCCUAUAUUACAAUUGAAGCCAUCAUUGGAGGAGGAGAGUUUGGGGAUGUCUGCAAAGGAAAGUUGAAGAUUCCAACACAUUCAGAAAUAACAGUGGCUAUUAAAACUCUUAAGACAGGGUCAAGUGAUAAAGCUCGUAUGGACUUCUUAACUGAAGCAAGCAUCAUGGGACAGUUUGACCAUCCCAAUGUUAUCUUUCUACAAGGUGUCGUUACAAAAAGUAAUCCUGUUAUGAUCAUUACAGAAUAUAUGGACAAUGGAUCUCUGGACACAUUCCUUAGGGCUAAUGAUGGAAAAUUUCAAAUAACCCAAGUAGUUGGAAUGUUAAGAGGGAUUGCAGCAGGAAUGCAGUAUCUAUAUGAGAUGAACUAUGUCCACAGAGACCUGGCUGCCAGAAAUGUAUUGGUUAACAACAACCUAGUCUGUAAAAUAGCUGACUUUGGUUUAUCUAGAGAGAUUGAGAGUGCAACAGAAGGAGCUUAUACAACCAGUGGAGGGAAGAUUCCUGUUAGAUGGACUGCUCCUGAAGCUAUUGCUUUUAGAAAGUUUACAUCAGCCAGUGAUGUAUGGAGUUUUGGUAUUGUCUGCUGGGAGGUGAUGUCAUACGGAGAGCGACCGUACUGGAACUGGUCCAAUCAAGAUGUCAUCAAGAGCAUUGACAAGGGAUAUAGGCUUUCAGCACCUAUGGAUUGUCCAGAAGCUCUACAUCAAUUAAUGUUGGACUGUUGGCAAAAAGAACGUUCCUUUAGACCUACUUUCUCCAGUAUAGUUAAAACCUUAGAUAAGUUAAUAAAAUGCCCAGACAAGCUAUGUAAUGUAUCUACAUACAUGAACCAGAAUUCACCAAAACCUCCUACAUCAAACGUGAUGCAAUUUAAAUCUGUGCCAGAGUGGUUGAAUAGUCUAAAGAUGGGCCAAUAUCAAAAAAAGUUUGAUCAUGCUGGUGUAACUACUAUAAAAGCAGUAGCCAAUCUGACCCACAAGGACCUGACUGCUCUGGGUGUGAGCUUAGCUGGACACCAGAAGAAACUACUUAACAGUGUGGAAAUGCUCAGGGCUCAGAUAUCAGAGGGAUUUCUGGUAUAGUGACUAUAUCUCUAUAAAGUUAUUUUGUGAACAAGUUUUAUUUAAUGGUUGUGUGUCGGGCAGAACUUCUGUUCUCAAAUGUGAAAUCCAACAUGUCAUAGAUCCCCUAUGGUGGAACUUAGUAGUACUGGUGCUACCUUAAGGAAAAGUUCUUUACUGCUGAAUUCAGAAAUCUUCAACAUUUAGGACAUUUCUAUAUUCAAGUAUGCAAGUUAGUUUGAUGUCAAUUUCAUUAUGGUAAUACAUUCCUGGGUCAUGAAUUUAGUAGUACUGGCUAUACCUUAUGGAGAGUACUGUUGGAUGCUGUGUAUCAAGAUGACAUGUCAGAGGUGGUCAUGUUAUCGUGUUUUGUUGUCCUGGCAGGAAUUUUUCCUGAUCUUCCUAGAACAUAAUGUUUCAACACUGCACCAAGGAAAGUGGUAUAAACACCAAUCUGCUUUCUUAAAAGCAAACAAGUCAAUAUAACUUUACAAUAUAAAUGUACAUUCUUGUAAGAUAAUUGCCAGUUUAUACACUUGUGUAGUUGGAAUGCAGAUUUGGGCUUGUAUAUUUAGGAUGCCUCUCAGUUUCUUAUUUUUUGCUAUGGUAGUAGUCUCCAUAGUUGCAGGUCAUAUGUUCCAUAACUUAAAAAUGACUAGUUUAGUGAACAUAUCAAUCAUCAACCAACAGUGGGAUUUUGACAUCCAUAUUUAGUAAAGACAGUAGAAAAUGCUCAUGAGGUCUUAAAUGUCCUGUACCACAUCAAAGGAGCUCCAAAUCUUGGAAAUCAAAUAAAGAUGAAUUAAAAAACCGAAUGUUAGUAUGGUGGAUUUUUGCUUUUUUCAUCAAAGACUUUGUACAAACAUUUCUUUUUUUC
Molecule: messenger RNA, 3087 nt
Organism: Limulus polyphemus (Atlantic horseshoe crab)
Lineage: Eukaryota; Metazoa; Arthropoda; Merostomata; Xiphosura; Limulidae
Product: ephrin type-A receptor 8-like
Exons: 15
Coding region: 15-2231 (738 amino acids)
Biological process (GO): protein phosphorylation; axon guidance
Cellular component (GO): neuron projection
Molecular function (GO): transmembrane-ephrin receptor activity; ATP binding; protein binding
Source: RefSeq, a predicted model, not a curated record